Penicillium angulare is the source of this 1065-nucleotide messenger RNA. Its product is annotated as Gfo/Idh/MocA family protein. Gene Ontology annotation, molecular function: nucleotide binding. The transcript has a single exon. The record is from RefSeq and is a predicted model, not a curated record. Bases 1 to 1065 code for a protein of 354 amino acids. NCBI's taxonomy places the organism in Eukaryota, Fungi, Ascomycota, Eurotiomycetes, Eurotiales, Aspergillaceae.
AUGGGAGCGACCACCAACCCUCCUUUAGGAGUCGUAGUAAUCGGCCUAGGCCAAAUGGGCAUCAGUCACGCCCUAGCCUACCACCACAACCCCGGAUUUCGAAUCCUCAGCCUAGUAAAUCGCAGUCCAGCAAAGAAUCUCCCCAAAGAGCUCCAGAAAUACCCAACUCAAACAGACUUCCACACAGCUCUAUCUCUGAACCCAGACAUCGUCUCAAUAAACACCCACACCAAUACCCACGCGCAAUACGCCAUCGCAGCAAUGAAAGCAAACGCGCACGUGUUCGUCGAAAAACCCCUCGCAAGAAACACAGAAGAAGCAAAGCGCGUAGUAGAAACUGCCCGCCGAACCAAACGCAAGCUAGUCGUGGGAUACAUCCUCCGAUACCAUCCUAGCUGGGUUGAAUUUAUCCGUCAAGCGCGUCUUCUCGGUCCACCAUUCGUGAUGCGGAUGAAUCUAAAUCAGCGCUCUGCAGGGCCGUCGUGGGAAAUUCACAAGCGACUUCUUCGGGAUUCAAAGAAUCCAAUCGUCGAUUGUGGCGUGCAUUAUCUUGAUGUCAUGCUGCAGAUUUCAGAUAGUAGACCUUUCCAGGUGCGUGGGAUGGGAGUUGCACUUAGCGACGAGGUUGCAAGUGAUGAGGUGAACUAUGGCCACCUCCAGAUUAUGUUUGAAGAUGGAUCUGUAGGUUGGUAUGAAGCAGGUUGGGGUCCUAUGGUUUCUGAAACGGCGUGCUUUGUGAAAGAUGUUAUGGGGCCUAAGGGUUCGGUGUCGAUUGUUGCUGAUGAAAUGGAGCCUGGUGCGUCGGCAAAUGUUGAUGGUCAUACUAAGACGUCAAGGUUGAAGGUUUCUACUAUGGAUAAUGGGCUAGUGCAUGAUGAAUUGAUUUCUAUGGAGCAUGAACUUGGUCAUAAUGAGCUGUGUGAGAGGGAACAGCAGUUUUUGUUGGAUUGUAUUUGGGAGGAUCGGGAUCUUGGACAGCAUAUGGAGGAUGCGAUUCGAUCGUUGGAGAUUGCGCUUGCGGCAGAUCGUUCAAUGCGCGAGAAACGGGCGAUUGAUCUCGUUUAG